Messenger RNA from Strongylocentrotus purpuratus (purple sea urchin), 1210 nucleotides. RefSeq lists its product as uncharacterized. The transcript is spliced from 2 exons. Gene Ontology annotation, molecular function: G protein-coupled receptor activity. Gene Ontology annotation, biological process: G protein-coupled receptor signaling pathway. Gene Ontology annotation, cellular component: membrane. The record is from RefSeq and is a predicted model, not a curated record. NCBI's taxonomy places the organism in Eukaryota, Metazoa, Echinodermata, Echinoidea, Camarodonta, Strongylocentrotidae. The coding region runs from base 293 to 1210 and encodes 305 amino acids.
ACCCUAUAGCAUCGUCAGCUUUGUGCAAAAUAUAUCAUACAACUUUUAUUCAGGAGGGUUUUGCGAAGGCACAAGGAGGCUGUUUAGUAGGACAAAAUUAUGAAUGUUAUCUUUCUUUAAAACAAUUGAUGUUAAGUAACGGCAUUUAAGUGUCUACACUUUUUAAAUCGGUAAAACCGCUUAACAUAAUUUUUAUUUGAAAUUUUCCAUGUCUACAUUUUAACUUCACUGAUUUAGUGGUUCAAAAUUUUUUUUUAAAACUUUCACGAGAUAAUCAAAGAAGAUUAUUACAAUGAGUGCCCUGGAUAUUGUCUCGCUUAUUUUCCCACUGGCAAUUUGUGGUUCAGCGGUAGUCUUGAAUUUUCUUUCGAUGUCUGCCAUCUUGGGUUUCGCUGCGUUACGAAAACAGCAAAAUAUUUUCGCUUUUCAUCUUUCUCUGUGCGAUUUCAUCGGAGCGAUGGGUAUCGUGAUGACUUAUGUGCCAAGACUUAUCAAAGGGCUGACGCCCACACCUUGGACUGAACUCCUCUUCGCAACUGCCUUGAUAGUCUCCAUUCUGACAACACUUGCAAUCGCUGUCGAACGAUUCGUCGUCUUUCGCGUGGACCCCUUCGGAAAUCGUGACAUUAUCACCCCAUGCCGAUCGAUUAUGGUCUGUCUCUGUAGUUGGCUCCUUGUCUUCGUCCUCUAUUACCUAUUCGUCAAAUUCGAAGAAUACAUCAAGACUAUCCUUGCCAGGCUCACUCUGACAAUCGUCCUCUGGUCAACCAUGCUUGUAACUGCAACGUGUUAUGGCUUCAUUUAUCAGAGGAUAUCGUCGACGUCGAGAAAUGUGGGACAAUCGGACAGGUUCCUCCAGCAACGGAUCAAAGUUCAUCAGAAGAUCGUCCUCACGUUCGGCCUCGUGGUUGGCUCGACAUGCUUGUGUUGGGUCCCGAUGAGUGUCGUGGAGAUCUUGGAAGGGCUGCAGCUGUAUGGAGACAGAGGCUGGUUCGUUCACAUGGACAGGGUCUCCUUUAAUAUCUUAUGCCUGAGCCCGGUGCUCAAUCCCAUAAUCAUUUGGUCCCGACUGACAGAGUUUAGGAAUCAGCUGCCGGUUUGCUUUGGGGGAGGUCUGGGAGGUACCGAGCAGGAGACGAAGACGCCAGUGACCCCCACCAUAAGUUUGUCUUUAAGGAUUAAGGAUAAGGGCAUCGCAACAUCCCCCUGA